AUGUUCCGCGCUCGGCCAAAUCGUAUCCGUCCGUCUGAAGUCUCGGCCAAAGUCCAAACCACUCGGCCGAUCACGCAUCACGACCCGGGAAACAUUGCCCGCGGUCGGCCAAGCCACAACGCUCACGCCACACCGCGCACGACCAAGCGCGCGAGCCGGGAACAAGCCUCGCGGCCGCGCAACCUCUCGCGUACCACGGCCGAUGCAUCCGUCCGAGCCGGGAAGAACGUCCCGCGUCCGGCCGAGAAUUUCAUCGGCCAAAUCUUCAUCCGCUCCGACCACGCCGGCCGACCGCGAAUCCGUCCGACCCCGACCGUUCCGACUCGGCCACGACCCGACUGUCCGGCCGAUCGUCCCGACCGACCGUCCCAACGCCGCGGUCGACCCGAAGCCCUUUUGAAGCCCAAAAUUAUGUUUUCAAGCCCGGCUUAA
This is a messenger RNA of Microthlaspi erraticum, 432 nucleotides long. Lineage: Eukaryota; Viridiplantae; Streptophyta; Magnoliopsida; Brassicales; Brassicaceae. The record is from the annotation of a GenBank genome assembly.